AUGAAAAACCUCAGAUAUUGUUUCACUUGGGCAUUUAUCAUUAUCUUCAUUUACGUAAAUGUACUUGUCACUCCAUAUCUCACUCAUGCAGAAGGAUUUGAUUCUGUCAUCCAGCGCCCACGUUCCAGGUUGAGAAGAACCCGAACUAGAUCUAAAUGGGUUCUUUAUGUCGGUGAUUAUGGUGCAAAAGGGGAUGGCCUUCACAAUGAUACCGAGGCCUUUUUGGAGGCUUGGGGGAUCGCUUGUUCUCUCGCUGGAUUUAUAAAUGUGGUUUUUCCAUUUGGGAAAACUUUUCUGGUCCAUCCUGUUGACAUUGGUGGGCAUUGUCGAUCUAAGAUUACUUUGACGAUAUCAGGUACAAUAGUUGCACCGCAAGAUCCUGUGGUGUGGCUUGGUUUAAAUCAACGCAAAUGGCUUUACUUCCAUGGGGUGAAUCACCUCACUGUUGAAGGUGGAGGGACUAUCGAUGGAAUGGGACAGGAAUGGUGGGCCAGAUCUUGCAAGAUCAACUCCACAAAUCCGUGUCAUCCUGCUCCAACGGCCCUGACUUUUCAUAGAUGCAAGAAUCUAAAAGUCAGAAAUCUCAUGCUGAUAAAUAGCCAAAAAAUGCACUUGUCAUUCACUAACUGUAUGCGGGUUGUUGCAUCCCAUCUCAAAGUAUUAGCACCUGCUUCCAGCCCAAAUACUGAUGGAAUCCACAUUAGUGCAACAAAGGGAGUUGAGGUCAGGAAUAGUGUAAUUAGAACAGGUGAUGACUGCAUUUCAAUAGUCAGAAAUUCUUCACGGGUCUGGAUCAGAAACAUCUCUUGUGGUCCUGGCCAUGGCAUAAGCAUCGGUAGCUUGGGAAAAGAAAACAAAUGGGAGACGGUGCAAAAUGUUAUUGUCGAUGGAGCUUAUCUUUACAACACAGAUAAUGGGUUGAGGAUCAAAACUUGGCAGGGCGGUAGUGGUUUGGCCUCCAAGAUCACAUUCCAGAAUAUCUGGAUGGAAAAUGUUUCUAAUCCAAUAAUAAUAGAUCAAUUCUACUGUGAUUCGCGAAAUCCAUGUGAAAACCAGACUUCGGCUGUCAGAGUGGAGAAUAUAUCUUUCAUUGAUAUCCAAGGAACUUCAGCCAGCGAUGAAGCAAUAAAAUUUGCUUGCAGUGAUGCUUCUCCAUGUGAAGGAUUAUAUCUUGAAAAUAUAUUUCUUGUAUCAUGCUUCGGAGGAAAUACUAGCUCUUUCUGCUGGCAAGCUCACGGUUCUGCUCGGGGUUUCUUGUAUCCUCCUCCAUGUUUCUCAUUCACUGAUGAUUUUAUUAGACAAAAUGUCUUGGUAGAUUCAAAUCCUGCUAUUCAUUCCGUUUGA
Messenger RNA from Sphenostylis stenocarpa, 1344 nucleotides. Lineage: Eukaryota; Viridiplantae; Streptophyta; Magnoliopsida; Fabales; Fabaceae. The record is from the annotation of a GenBank genome assembly.